This is a messenger RNA of Gavialis gangeticus (Gharial), 1507 nucleotides long. Its product is annotated as endonuclease domain-containing 1 protein-like. NCBI's taxonomy places the organism in Eukaryota, Metazoa, Chordata, Crocodylia, Gavialidae. Bases 144 to 977 code for a protein of 277 amino acids. The record is from RefSeq and is a predicted model, not a curated record. Gene Ontology annotation, molecular function: hydrolase activity; metal ion binding; nucleic acid binding. The transcript is spliced from 3 exons.
UAUAUAAACAGCCUCAGGGUUGCAGCUGGCUUCACUGAGACUGCGAAUUUGAACACUUGCGAGCCUGAACAGACUUGUGCAAAGUAGCAGAUUUGGGUGCAGCUGUUUUUUUCUGGUUGGGCAGCACCUACCCACUCCCCAGGAUGCUGCUGGUACUGGUCCUGCUCCAGGUUUGUCUGUGCUGCCUCCGGCUGGGAAGCACCGAGGUGGUGACGUCUUUCAAAGGCACGUGCCCUCAGUUUUUCUUCGGCAGAACGCCCCCAGGCGAUGCCCUCGAACCGGACAGCGCGGCCAGGAUUUGCCAGCGGUACAAGAACCAGUACCACUAUGCCACCCUAUAUGACAGGAACCGGCGUAUCCCAAUCUACUCUGCUUAUCUGUACCAGCCGAGUCAUGGGAAGAGGCCUAACAUCUGGAUGGUAGAGCCCCAGCUGAUGGGGUCGAGUUACCCAAAGGAAAUGGAACCAGAAUUGACCCUCAUGACUAUGCUCAAUGUCAGCCAAAAUGAGAUUAAAAAAAGUCAGGCCGUUUUCCAAGAUUACAAGAACCUUACUAAUUGCAACCGGGGCCAUUUGAACCCCAGUGGGCACCAACCCAACCCUGACAGCAAGGCCUCAACCUUCACCCUGACCAACAUCGUGCCACAGUAUGAGAAACUCAACGGUGGGCAAUGGAACGACUAUGAGAAAUCAGUCAUGGCCACCAGGACUGCAGACUGUGCCAACACCUACGUUGUCGUGGGAGUGGUUCCCGGCAACAAUUAUAUAGCUAAAGGCCGAGUCAACAAGCCCAGCCACAUCUGGUCUGCCGCCUGCUGUGAGGUCGAUAACAACCACAGGAGGUCCUGGGCGGUCAUUGCGGAGAACGACAAAAACGCCAUCACGCUGGUCACGCUAGGGGAGCUGGAGGAGCAGUUGACUGGACUAUAUCAUAAGGGGGCAGUUUCUCUGUUUCACAGCGACUGUCCUCGAAAUUAAACCCUGGACUCUGCUCCCAGACCCGUCUUUUCAUCCCAGGGAAGACCAAGGUUGAGAGCCUUGCACUGCUUUUAAGCUAUCCUGCUUCCUUUAUGAGAUGCUUUUACAUCUAUGUUUUUCUGAACUAGCUCAAAAAUGUCUCCUUUUGUGAGGGAAAACGCAGGUGCCAUCUUGUUCCCUGUUACAAGCCUUGAAAGGCAACUUUGCCUGUGGAAAUCGAGGAAUGCCUCCCUGUGAUUCCCGCUACCCCGUGGGGCAGAGGCCGCAUGGCCUGCCGCCAAGCUUGACAGGGUCCUGCCACGGCUGAAAGGAGAGCAGUGGGGAAAAUUUAAUACAGCUGGGUUAUUGAUCCUGCCCUGAGCAACGUUAAAGAGGCUGCAGAAAGGAUGGGAUGUAUAACACCCAGCCCACACACUUUCCCUAAGACCAGACCAGUGUCUCUUCCCAGCUCACAUACACCAGCUCUAAUAGACACUGGCACAUCUAGGGCAUGGAUGACACCAGAGAUGCAGCUCAUGCCUCCUCCUCGU